This is a messenger RNA of Striga asiatica, 447 nucleotides long. The record is from the annotation of a GenBank genome assembly. NCBI's taxonomy places the organism in Eukaryota, Viridiplantae, Streptophyta, Magnoliopsida, Lamiales, Orobanchaceae.
AUGGAAUUGAGCGAUACUCAACCAGAUGCCGCCCCGAUCGAAACGUCCAAACACCAUCAACUCGUAAUAACACCUGGAGGCACUAAGUAUUGGAUACCCCACUGUGAUGAUGCAAUUCGACCUCACAUUGGACAGCGGUUUAAGGGAUUAAAUGAGGCAGUUGAUUUCUACAUGACAUAUGCGUCUACGGUUGGUUUUGACGUCAGAAAUAGCACAUUGGUGAAAGCAAUUGAUAAUACGACGGUGCUUUGGAAAUACUUGGUGUGCUCACGUGAAGGCUUCAAAAAACACCCGAACACAGGCCAAAUGGUACCUGAUGUGGGCCGUGUAAGAAGGCGCAGGGUCUCCAACCGUGUUGGAUGUAAUGCACGAAUCGUGUUGCGAGUUGAUGGAAAAGACGGAAAUAAGACCGAUCCUCCUAAGACACUUGCCUGGUAUUUAAGAUGA